This is a messenger RNA of Oryctolagus cuniculus (rabbit), 3199 nucleotides long. Lineage: Eukaryota; Metazoa; Chordata; Mammalia; Lagomorpha; Leporidae. The record is from RefSeq and is a predicted model, not a curated record.
GGGAAAGAGGAAGCGCCAGGGCCGGCCCGCUCCCCCCACGUGUCGCCAGGAGUUUCUCCACCAGCAACAUGGCCGCUCCCUGAGAAGAGAGCCCGGCCGCCGCCACCUCUGCUGCCCGCGGCUCCCUGGGCCGUUGCCGCCGAACGCGCGCGCGGCCCCCGCGGAGAGAUUGAGUCUGGGGACUGCGUGGCUGGCUGUCCCCUAGUAUGGCCAAUGAAGAGGAUGACCCAGUUGUACAGGAGAUCGACGUGUACUUGGCCAAAAGCCUGGCAGAGAAGCUCUAUUUGUUCCAGUAUCCUGUACGUCCGGCCUCGAUGACCUACGAUGACAUUCCGCACCUCUCGGCCAAGAUCAAGCCCAAGCAGCAGAAGGUAGAGCUUGAGAUGGCCAUCGACACCCUGAAUCCCAACUAUUGCCGCAGCAAGGGGGAGCAGAUCGCACUGAAUGUGGACGGCGCUUGUGCUGAUGAGACCAGCACAUACUCCUCGAAACUGAUGGACAAGCAGACAUUCUGCUCUUCCCAGACCACCACUAACACGUCUCGUUACGCGGCUGCGCUCUAUAGGCAAGGUGAGCUCCACCUGACGCCUUUACAUGGCAUCCUGCAGCUGCGGCCCAGCUUCUCCUACCUGGAUAAGGCAGAUGCUAAGCACCGGGAGAGGGAAGCAGCCAAUGAGGCAGGGGACUCUUCACAGGACGAGGCAGAAGAGGAUGUCAAGCAGAUCACGGUGCGGUUCUCCCGGCCGGAGUCAGAGCAGGCCCGCCAGCGCCGAGUGCAGUCCUAUGAGUUCCUGCAGAAGAAGCAUGCGGAGGAACCCUGGGUGCACCUGCACUACUAUGGCCUGAGGGACAGCCGCUCUGAGCACGAGCGCCAGUACCUGCUGUGUCAGGGCUCCAGCGGGGUGGAGAACACAGAGCUGAUCAAGUCGCCCAGUGAGUACCUCAUGAUGCUGAUGCCGCCCAGCCAGGAGGAAGAGAAAGAGAAGCCCGUGGCCCCCAGCAAUGUCCUGUCCAUGGCCCAGCUGCGCACCCUGCCCCUGGCCGACCAGAUCAAGAUCCUGAUGAAGAAUGUGAAGGUCAUGCCUUUUGCCAACUUGAUGAGCCUCCUGGGCCCCUCUGUCGACUCUGUAGCUGUUCUGCGUGGCAUCCAGAAGGUGGCGAUGUUAGUCCAAGGAAACUGGGUGGUGAAGAGUGACAUCCUGUACCCCAAGGACUCGUCCAGCCCUCACAGUGGUGUGCCUGCGGAGGUGCUCUGCAGGGGCCGAGACUUCGUCAUGUGGAAGUUCACGCAGAGCCGGUGGGUGGUGAGGAAAGAGGUGGCAGCGGUGACCAAACUGUGCGCUGAGGACGUGAAAGACUUCCUGGAGCAUAUGGCAGUGGUGAGGAUCAACAAAGGCUGGGAGUUCCUCCUGCCCUACGACGGGGAGUUCAUCAGGAAGCACCCGGACGUGGUCCAGCGGCAGCACAUGCUGUGGACCAGCAUCCAGGCCAAGUUAGAGAAAGUCUAUAAUCUUGUGAAGGAAACGAUGCCAAAGAAGCUGGAUGGACAAUCAGGGCCUACUGGGCUUGUCUCUGGGGACCAGCGGGUCCAAGUAGCCAAAACCAAGGCCCAGCAGAACCACGCCUUCCUGGAACGGGAGCUGCAGCGGCGGAAGGAGCAGAUCCGGGCCUCCGCAGUCCUGCCUGGUGUGCGGAUCAAGGAGGAGCCCAUGAGUGAGGAGGAAGAGGACGAGCAAGAAGGGGAGGAAGAGGAGGAGCCCAUGGACACUUCACCCAGUGGCGGCCUCAACAACAGGCUGGCCAACGGGCUGCCUGCGGGGCGGGCAGUGGGUGGGGACAGCUUCAAUGGGCACCCGCCCCCAGGCUGUGCCAAUACCCCUGUGGCCCGGGAACUGAGGGCCUUCGUGGAGGCCACCUUUCAGAGACAGUUUGUGCUCACGCUGAGUGAACUCAAACGCCUCUUCAACCUGCACUUGGCCAGCCUGCCCCCGGGUCACACGCUCUUCAGCGGCAUCUCGGACCGCAUGCUGCAGGAUACGGUGCUGGCCGCCGGCUGCAAGCAGAUACUGGUGCCUGCUCUGCCCAGACCUGACAAUAGGGUGAGGGGCGCUGUGGCUUUCUUUGACGUGUCCUGUGCCAAGGUCAGAAGCACCUGCAGCCUAGGGUGACAUUCUGUGAAUGGCAGACACUAGCACAAGAGGCCCUGUGGAUCCCAGGUCGGUGGUCUCAGGAUCUGGCCCUGCUUGGGGGGAGCUGCUUUGGUGGGAGGUACUGAGAUUGGAGCCCCUGGCUAUCCAGCAGUGGGUCCAGUUCUCUGCGAGCCGUGCCAGGAAGGUGCCUGCUUGAGGGUGGCAAGCUUGUCUGGUGAUGCAGCCAUUCUCGGAUGCCCUGCUCUAUCCCCAGGCCCUGCCCCGGCCAUCCUCCUCCUUCUCUAUUGGGCUAGUGUCUCCCCGUGAUCCUGACGUGGGGACCAUGUUGUAGGCGUCUCCAAGAUGGAAGAGACCUCAGAUCUCCUCUCUUCUAUUUUCCACACAAGGGAGAACAAGUGGACUUGGACUUGAGUUUAUUAACUCCUGUUGUGUGACGGUGGACAGCCUACUCCUCAUGGGGAGAGGGCUAGGAGCACUCGGUGCCUCUCUGGUUUCAAGUGAGACUGCCUGUGUAUAGCCCCUUGCUGGGUUUUGUGUGCCGAUGACCGUUACCGGGGUUGUAGUGCUGAGCCUGGAGCCUGCCGCCUGGGGCUCCCUUUCUAUCUCCCUUCUCAAGGGCCUAGAGCCCUGGGCCACCAUUUCCCUGGUCCUCAUUCAGACCCUGAUGAACCCUGUGGUAUGGAUCGCGUGGGUAUCAGGCAAGGCCUCUCAGUGUUGUGGGAAUCCUCAGGCUGCCCCUAAGGAGUUAUGAGGAAGGAAGAGGUGCAUCUCAGGGUAGAAGGGCCCCAGAUGUCAGGGCAGAGAGUUGAGCUAAUGCCAUGCUGACGGGAGGAACAAGAACCUGGCUUCCUUCCUGCUUUGCACAUCCAUGGGGCGUCAUGCCAGCUCUGGUGCUGGGCAAGUCCCUAGGCUUGUGGGCCCUGCUGGAGUGUGGUAGCCUCUUCCCACAGUGAGGUGAGGAAGUGGACCCACGGCCAGCGAACGUGGGUCCAGGUGGGUGGUGUGGCUGUGCAGCCACAGGGUGUGGGCAGGCAAGCACCUCACACGCA